AUGUCGACCACGGACGCUGACGUAGUCGGGAUAAGCACCAGUAACACCACCGACGAGAACAAUAUCAUCCUGGGCCGAGCGGGGGGUAACGCUGUUCCCUACAAAGCUGCUUCCCCGCCAAAUCCCCUCAACGCAGUCGCUCCAGGCACCCGAGGAAUGCUGGACAUACUGGGCGAAUUCCCACACUGGAAGCAGGUUUUAAACCGCCAAUCGUUGUGCUUCUCGGUCACAACAUCCAUCAACUACAUGCGCAGCAGCGCGGAUCCCAUCGACUUCGUCAGCGAAGUCCACAACGACGAGGACGUGCAACGAUACGGACGGCAAAGAUUCACAACCCCGGGAAGCAAUAACAAGUACCCGGUAGAAGACAAGCAGACCAGGUACCACUUCGACAAUACAACUUACUCGCACUUUUGGCGCUCCAUUCGCGACGGCAAGUUGUUAACCCUCUUCGCAUACGACACGGGUGACACACUGUCAUACAAGCUUAACGAAAUGCUCAAGGCUUACGGGCAAGACAAGUGCGUCGUCCUGGAUAACUUGUCAGAUGACAACGUGGCCGGGAAUUUUACCUACGCUGGCCAGACUGUUAAUUUUGGCAAGUUCGAGAUACUGUCGGCCGUGCAGUCUCUGAUGACGAAACUCUACGGAGGACCCUUUCCUUGA
Rhipicephalus sanguineus (brown dog tick) is the source of this 666-nucleotide messenger RNA. RefSeq lists its product as uncharacterized. The transcript has 5 exons. The coding region runs from base 1 to 666 and encodes 221 amino acids. NCBI's taxonomy places the organism in Eukaryota, Metazoa, Arthropoda, Arachnida, Ixodida, Ixodidae. The record is from RefSeq and is a predicted model, not a curated record.